GGCCCUGCCUGGGAGGGGCGGGAUUGGCUGCCACCUCCUCGGCUGUCUUCGGUCUGGGCCGCUCCGGUGCGCACCUUCCAUUCAUUCGCUGCCCCUGCUGAACCUCCAGAGAGCACACCAGACAUGGCGCCCUCAUGGGUCCCUGCGGUCGGUUUCACACUGUUCCCGAACAUUGGUGGGAUCCUGGGAUCCCGGAUCACAAGCCAGGAGGUUCCAACAUGGUAUGCAACUCUGAAGAAGCCAUCAUGGCAUCCACCCUACUGGACGCUGGGUCCCGUCUGGGGCACGUUGUACACGGCUAUGGGGUAUGGAUCCUACCUGGUUUGGAAGGAGCUGGGGGGCUUCACAGAGAAGGCCAUAGUGCCCCUGGGACUCUACGCAGGGCAGCUGGCUCUCAACUGGGCCUGGCCACCCUUAUUCUUCGGUGCUCACCAGAUGGGCUGGGGCCUGGCGGAGAUCAUCCUGACCAGUGGGGCUGCAGUGGCCACCACUGUGGCCUGGUACCCAGUGAGCCCGACAGCCGCCUGCCUCAUGUACCCUUACCUGGCCUGGAUGGUGAUGGCCACAACCCUGAAUUACUGCGUCUGGAGGGAUAACAAAGACAAAAAGCGUCACUCUGAUGCUGAGUAAAGGAGCUCUGGGGUUCCCCUCUCAGAACCGAGACGAGUGUGUUGCUAAAGCCAACUUGAGGCUCUCACCUGAGAGCCUUCUCCUUCAGCGGGUCAGCUUGGCAAGGAAACCAAACCCAUUCCCUCUGUGGGUGGGGGCCACCCCAAAGGGGGCAUCUUGUUGUAAAAUUCCCAACUGAUGUCAAGAUAUAAAUUGGGUUGUGACUAGUUCCCGCUUUUUAAAUGACCCUCACCUCCACCACAAACCAGCAAUAGAGCCAAGCGAGCCUGCUCUCACCAUUUGGUCGUACUAUAGUGGCUCAUGGCCCCACCUUUUAUAUGCAAAUAAAUUUCUCAACAACCAUA
Phascolarctos cinereus (koala) is the source of this 974-nucleotide messenger RNA. It is a transcript of the gene TSPO, whose product is annotated as translocator protein. The record is from RefSeq and is a predicted model, not a curated record. Gene Ontology annotation, cellular component: endoplasmic reticulum; membrane. Gene Ontology annotation, molecular function: cholesterol binding. NCBI's taxonomy places the organism in Eukaryota, Metazoa, Chordata, Mammalia, Diprotodontia, Phascolarctidae.